AUGGAGAGGCGCGGCGAGCGGGAGGGCGCUCGUGCGGGAGAGCGGGGUGGCGCUCGCGGCGGCGACCGUGGAGGCGACCGGACCGGCGAGUUCGGAGGAGGUCGUGGUGAAGACAGGGGUGACGGGCGUGGCGGCGGUGGCGGUGGCGGCGAGGGCCGCGGCGGUGACCGUGGUGGUGAGUACGGAGGAGGACGUGGUGGAGUCAGGGGCGACGGGAGAGGCGGCGGUGGUGGCGGCAGUGACAACCGCGGCUUCUUCAACAGCGGAAGCCACCCAUGCGGAGAGGGCUCCCUCGGCGGGCAUGGCGGCAACAGCAGCUCUGGCUACGGCCAUGGCAACAACGGGCCUAGCGGCUUCGGCUCCAAUGGGUACGGCGGCUCGAGCAGCUACGGCGUCGACAGCGACUGCGGCCUCCAGGGGGGCGGCGCGAACAAUAACAAGAGGAGGUACGACGGAGGUGGGGGCGGGGACGACCGCCGCCGCCCACCUUCUGGUGGCAGACAGGCGGAGGAGGAGGGCCGGGGACGGCAGCAAGACAGGGACUUGGCUCGCCGUCGCUCCCAGGAUCCGCCUCGCGCGCAGGGUCCGCGUCAACAGCCCCAGCAGUCGGGCUCCCGCAACCAGGGGGUGGUGGGCAGGCUCCGGGCGGCCAUGGUGGCUCGAGCCGAUCCCAGUCGCAGGGAGCGGCCGGGUCUCAGCGGCAUAAGGGCAAGUAAGGAGGGACAUAGUUCGGCGAGCUGCCCUACCCGUGGCAAGCCCCUCCUGCUGCAGUCCAUGGGGCACGCGAUCUCGGGCGGCGGGUUCUUCAACAUUGACGUGGAGCCGAUCCGAGAUGAGGGUCAGGGGGACCAGUUUGCGGCAGUGGUCAAGUUCAAGGGGGCGCCACUGUCUGAAGCCCAACUCUCCGACGAGCUCAAGAAUCUGGUUGACGACCUCUGGGACUGGCAGGUUACCAAGGCCACCGAGUCGGAGUUUACGGUGCACUUCCCCUCCAGGGCUACUCUCAAGAUGAGCACGGGGAGUGGGAAGCUGUACCUUCCCCUCAGCAAGACCGACGUGGAGAUUCGGGAGGCCUUUCUGGCUCCCCAGCCGGGUGAUGGCGUGUAA
Messenger RNA from Lolium perenne, 1107 nucleotides. Lineage: Eukaryota; Viridiplantae; Streptophyta; Magnoliopsida; Poales; Poaceae. The record is from RefSeq and is a predicted model, not a curated record.